ACAAAUAUUUUUCCCCAUUACAGUUUCUAACUAAUUAGUUAUUUGGCGAUUACUUGUUAUUGUGAAACAGCUAUGUUUUCAUAUCCUCCUUGUACAAAUGGCUUAAUAGUGCUUAAGGAGUUUAUUGUCAAGACAUGGAAGACUGCUAAAGACAAGCAAAAUAGAAUCAUUUCUGCCCCUCAGCUUAGGCAACCCUUGAGGAGGAAAUGCCAAUUGUUCCCUUCUAUCCCUUUAAUGUUUGGAAAAAGAAAUGUAGUUAUUGUGGCUCUUAAGGCAGACAACUAAAAAAUCUUGUUGAAAUGGAUUUCUUCUAGGAAUUCAGGGCCUCUCUUCAGACUCUACAAGUCAUAUACUCUAUUAAAGCAUAGUUUCCACGAUAACUACUUGCUGGCAUAAAGGCCUUGAACAGUUCUUACUUUCUGGGGUCAUUCUUCAAAUUAACAACAAACUCCACCCCAUCCCUUACCCCUACCCCAGGUAUGAUAAUUUCAUUUCCACGAAAACGUAUUACUGCUAAGCCCAAGGGGUUUAGCAUGCCACUUUUCGGAUCUGAUGUCAAUUUACAAUCCUUCAAAGCUCAAAAGCUACUUUUUCCUUUUGUCAGCAAGACACUUCCACCCUCUUGUGUCUUGUACAUACUGAUAGUUAGGUCACAGCAAACAUUCACUGAAUUUUAACUGGGAGCAUUUUGGAUGGAAAUCAAGAGACCUGGGAUUAACUCUAAAACCGAUGAUAAAUUAUACCAAACGAAUGAACAAGAAGCAAGCACUACGUGUUUUUCUCUUUGAGACAGUCUCACUCUGUUACCCAGGCUGGAAUGCAGUGGCGCGAUCUCGACUCACUGCAACUUCCGCCUCUCAAGUUAAAACGAUGCUCCUGCCUCAGCCUCCAGAGUGGCUGGGAGUACAGACGCGCACCACCACGCGAGCUAAUUUUUUAAAAAUUGUUUGUAGAGACGGGUUCUCCCUAUGCCUAUUCUGCCAAGGAUGGUCUCGAACUCCUGAGCUCAAGAGAGUCCCCGGCCUCGGCCUCCCAAAGUGCUGGGAUUACAGGCAUGGGCCUGUAAGCAUAUAUAUACAUGCUUUUUUUUUCCCGAGGACCUGGUUCCCGAAGCACCAAUUUCCCUCAACAGUCAUUUAGAAAACGAGGCUCACAGACAAAACACAAACAGAAAUAACUUUUUCGCUGGAGGAUUAUAACUGCAAUAAAAGAGGAGAUCCCAAAGCAACCUGAGACACUGCCUUGCCCUGAUUGGAAAGGGGACUCCGGUGAUUAGUGAAAGAUGACUCCCGCAUCCCUUGCGUGCGUCCGUAUCCGGGAGCAGCCACUGGGUAACUGUAGGGGCCACUGCAAUUAAUCGGCUUGUACAGCCAGGAGCGGAAACCCGAGAGUCAGUUCAACCAUAGCCACCCGCGUGCGCCCGCGGAAAGCCGAUGGCCUACUCUCGUCGGGCAGCGCACUGGUUUCCUCGGUUACCUGCCUACGCGCUCCUCCCGCUUUCUUUUCCGGGCGGCGACAAUCUGACGCUCUCAGCGCGUGACGCAGCACGCUCUGGCAUAAAUACAGACCGCGCGGCCGUAGCUUCCUCUCUGCUCGCGCGUCCGACUCGCAAGAUGGCGCCGCAGAAAGACAAGAAGCCCAAGAGGUCAACCUGGAAGUUUAAUUUGGACCUUACUCAUCCAGUAGAAGAUGGAAUUUUUGAUUCUGGAAAUUUUGAGCAAUUUCUACGGGAGAAGGUUAAAGUCAAUGGCAAAACUGGAAAUCUCGGGAAUGUUGUUCACAUUGAACGCUUCAAGAAUAAAAUCACAGUUGUUUCUGAGAAACAGUUCUCUAAAAGGUAUUUGAAAUACCUUACCAAGAAAUACCUUAAGAAGAACAAUCUUCGUGAUUGGCUUCGAGUGGUUGCAUCUGACAAGGAGACCUACGAACUUCGUUACUUCCAGAUUAGUCAAGAUGAAGAUGAAUCAGAGUCGGAGGACUAGGCAAAGGCUCCCCUUACAGGGCUUUGCUUAUUAAUAAAAUAAAUGAAGUAUACAUGAGAAAUACCAAGAAAUUGGUUUUAGUGUAUCAGUGAAUAAAAAAUACUAUACUCUUGAA
Symphalangus syndactylus (siamang) is the source of this 2097-nucleotide messenger RNA. It is a transcript of the gene RPL22L1, whose product is annotated as ribosomal protein L22 like 1. Gene Ontology annotation, cellular component: ribosome. Lineage: Eukaryota; Metazoa; Chordata; Mammalia; Primates; Hylobatidae. Gene Ontology annotation, biological process: cytoplasmic translation. Gene Ontology annotation, molecular function: RNA binding; structural constituent of ribosome. The record is from RefSeq and is a predicted model, not a curated record.